Oryctolagus cuniculus (rabbit) is the source of this 4848-nucleotide messenger RNA. It is a transcript of the gene KLHDC7B, whose product is annotated as kelch domain containing 7B. Lineage: Eukaryota; Metazoa; Chordata; Mammalia; Lagomorpha; Leporidae. Gene Ontology annotation, molecular function: protein binding. The record is from RefSeq and is a predicted model, not a curated record.
AUGAGCCAGGGCACUUUGGAAGCUGGCGGCCCCCUCUGGGGCUGGGAUUGGGACGGUGACGAUGACUGGGAAGGAGCUGUGCUGGCCCUGCUGGCCCUGGCUGUGGUGGCCGCCACAGCGCUGGCUUUGCACUGGUUUGGCCCCGGGCAGGAUCAGCAGGCAGCAAGACCGGAGUCCUCAGCCCCCGGGACCCAGCCUGCCCAGGCGGGAGGAGCCAGGCCGACUCUGCACCCAAAGCCCAAGGUCAGUGGUGGCCACGAGGGACAGAGCCCAGGGCAGGGGAAGCCAGGUCCUCUGGGAUGUGGCCAUGGGGGCCAGGCUGCGGCAGGAGCCCAGGGCUGCGAACCCUCUGGAGGUGGGGACCUACACCCCAAAGCCAGGCUUCUGCCCAAGACCCCGGGCGAGGCGCUCGGCAGAGGGACCUUGGGACAGCAGCAUGGCGGCGCCACCCCAGAAGCCCCCGGAGGUAGAAGAAGGGAGCCCCUGGAGCUAAGCACUGCCCUCUUGGGUGGGAGCCAAGCAGGGGGCGCGCCUGCCCCGGUCGUGAUCCACUUCACCCCGCGAAGUCCUGGCAGCGAAGCCGAUGUGCAGCCGGAGGUGGGACGCGUCAGCACCAAGGGCCCAGAGCACCGGGACUCCAGCCGCUGGCAGCUGGGUGCGGGGCUUCCGGGAGCACCGGAGCGAGGCCGGGGCAGCCGGCGGCGGCACAGGGACGCAGGCUCCGGGGACAGAACCCGCCACCGCCCGAAGCCCGACCCGCGCCGUCUGGGCACGGUGGCCAGCGUGUGGGACGCAGUGGAUGCGGCGUCUGCUGCUGCCGACUCUGGCGCUCACGCUCGCAGCCCCUGCGCUCAGCGCCCUGCAGUCCAGGAGCUGUCUCCGGGCCGCGCCCCGUACACUGGAUCUGGGUCCGACAGCCCGGAGGGCAGACGAGGGAAGAGCAGCCGCCAGCCAGCCCCAGCCCCAGGUCUGCGCUCAGGGGCUGAGGCUGGUGACAGCGAGGACACCGCGUCCGCCGUCCCCGGGGAAGGCUGGCCCUGGGCCUGGAGGGAGGUCCCGGGCUCCUUGGAGGGGCCGUCCUGGGGCCGCCUGCUCUCGUCCCAAGGGCCGGGGGUCACGGGUGCUUGCCCGGCGGGCAUAGCCCAGGCUAACGGCUCCAGAGAGGAUCGCCUGUCGCUCGGCCAAGGGCCCGCCGGCGCAGAGAAGCCAGGGGCCGGCCACGUCGUCGCAGAAGGUAGGGCGUCGGGGCAAGGCCAAGGCGGGCUGGGCGGUCGCGGCGCCUCUGGGGCGGGAGGCAGCCGCACCCAGCCCCUGCCCAGUGCUGCCACGCCUCCGCCUCGCGGCCCUAAGGCUCGCCAGCGCCAGGGCCUCCAGCCUGCAACCGCGACCCCCUCUCCUAACUCUUUGCUGCUAGGAGUUAACCAGGGUCCUGAUGGCGAACAUCUCAGAGCAGCGCCAGCCCCAUUGUCAGCCCCAGUUACAGCCCCAGCCCAAGCCUUAACCUCAGCUCCAUCAGCAGUCCAAACCCUAACCCUGACCCCAACCCCAGCCUCACCCCCACCCCCAACUCCAACUUCUUCUCCAGCCUCAGUCCCAGCUCCAAUCUCACCUCCAGCCUCAGGCUCAACUCUAUCCCCAACCCCAGCCCUAAGCCCAACACCAAGCCCAGCCCCAGCCCCAACACCAAGCCCAGCCCCAGCCCCAACACCAACACCAAGCCCAGCUCCCACCGCAGCCCCAACACCAGCCCCAGCCCCAACACCAACACCCAGCCCAGCCCCAGCCCCAACACCAAGCCCAGCCCCUACCGCAGCCCCAGCCCCAACACCAAGCCCAGCCCCCACCGCAGUCCCAGCCCCAGUCCCAGCCCCCACCGCAGCCCCAGCCCCAGCCCCAGCCCCAGCUCCCACUGCAGACCCUGCCAGUGGGCCAAGGCCUGUGUCGCAGGAGCCCAGGGUGGCUCUUUCCGGGGGCUACCAGGAGAGGCAGAUCUCCACCAGCUGGGGCAGUCUCAUAGCCAUGGUUCUCAGAAGCCAUCCCUUCCCCAGGCAAGCGAGGCCCCCAGGACGUGCCCCAAGGACAGCCCCUGGGCCCCCUGCGCCUCUCAGCGUUUCCACACCCUCUGAGGACGGCCAGCCAGCUUCUGCCUCUCAGGGGGCCGUGCUUUCAUUAGGGAUGGCCACAGAGGCAGGCGCAGGGGGCUUGGCUGGAAGCUUUGAGAGCAACGGGGCCCCCACCCCUGGCUCAGCCCCAGGCCCAAGGGAAGAUGUAGCUGAGAAGGAAAGUCUAGACUCACUGCCCCCAGCUGCAGUGCCCAGGGCCCCCUCCCAACCUGUGGCACCGUCCCAGCAGGGCCCUGCACCAUCCCCUGCCGUGAGGUGCGGGUCACAGCCAGUGCCCAGGCCUCGGAAGCGCAGCCUCUGUGAAGUAGCCCAGAGUUUUGAGCGGGAGGAAGUUGGGCAAGGGCAGCUUGCUCCCCCAGGGCAGCGUGGGGGGGAGGCGGCGGGGCAGGGGACCAGCCCCUCAGGCAGCGGGGUGCUCCUCACAGAGAGGCAGAAAGAGACCCGCAAGCUCAUGGCUUUCCUGCAGAGGCCUGGGAGCUGGGGGGUGGUGGAGGGGGCCAGGAAGCCCCGCUCCUGGGCCCUGGAGCCAGCCAAGGCAGUGGCCCUGAGGCGGCAGCUGGACCUGGGCAGCUGCCUGGAUGUGCUGGCCUUUGCCCAGAGGCAUGGGGAAGCCGGCCUGGCCCAGGAGACCUACACCUUGAUGAGCAACAACCUGCUGCAUGUGCUGGGAGACCCGGACCUCUACCGGCAGCUGAGCGGGGCUGACCGUGAGCGUAUCCUGGGCCUGCGGACUGGUCAGGGCCAGGCGGUGCUGGGGGUCCUUGUGCUGCCCAGCCUCUACCAGGUGAGCCGCUCGGGCUCUCGUGGCGAGGAGGCUCCUCCAUCCGGACCUCCGCUCUUGCCUCCUCCUACGCACCUGCACGUGUUCAACCCCCAAGAGAACACAUGGUGGCCCCUGACUCAGGUGCCAGAGGAAGCCCCGCUCCGGGGCUGCGGUCUCUGUACCAUGCACAACUAUCUGUUCCUGGCGGGGGGCAUCCGUGGCUCUGGUGCCAAGGCUGUCUGCUCCAAUGAGGUCUUCUGUUACAACCCUCUGACCAACAUCUGGAGCCAGGUCCGGCCCAUGCAGCAGGCCCGAGCCCAGCUCAAGCUAGUGGCCCUGGACGGGCUGCUGUAUGCCAUUGGAGGCGAAUGCCUGUACAGUAUGGAGUGCUACGACCCACGCACAGACGCCUGGACCUCGCGGGCCCCCCUCCCCGCAGGCACCUUCCCCGUGGCCCACGAGGCUGUGGCCUGUCGUGGCGACAUCUACGUCACAGGAGGCCACCUCUUCUACCGCCUGCUCAGAUACAGCCCCGUGAAGGACGUGUGGGACGAGUGCCCCUACAGUGCCACCCAUCGGCGCUCCAGUGACAUGGUGGCGCUCGGGGGCUUCCUGUACCGCUUCGACCUGCUGCGGGGCGUGGGUGCUGCCGUGAUGCGCUACAACACAGUGACAGGUUCCUGGAGCCGGGCUGCCUCCCUGCCCCUGCCCGACCCCGCCCCGCUGCGCUGCGCUGUGCUGGGCAACACCAUUUACUGCCUCAACCACCAGGUCACGGCCACGUUCACCGUCUCCGAGGGGACGGCCCUGUUCCAGGCCAAGGAGCUGCAGCCCUUUCCCCUGGGGAGGAAGGGGGUCCUCAGCCCGUUCGUCCUGACCCUGCCCUCUGAGGGUCCUCUGCAGACCUCCCUGUGAGCCCUGCAGGAAGCGUGGGAAGCAGCGGGAUCAGACGCUCUGCUCUCGCUUCCGGGACAACCUCCCCUUCCCGCUAGACUGUCUCUGCCUUGAGGACUGUCACGCAUUGUUGGAGCGAGAGUUCUUCCCCUGGAGCCCAGACCCCUUCAGCUUCCCUGCUCUGCCCCACCACGCCUCGACCGUCUCCAGCCCCGACUCCUUGCCCAGUUGCCUGCGGGUCCCUCCUCUGUGCGGGCACCUUGGUUCCCUGCGUCAGGGACGGGAGCUUCCCCAGGGACAAGGACGUGGCUCAAGGAAGGAGACGGCAGGGAGCGCAUGGUACUUCCAUGCCUACCUAGGGGAAGAGGGAGCAAAGAGGCGCCCAGGAAGUGGCCUUGUCUGAGAGAUGCCUGUCUCUCCUCGGGCAGCCCUCCUGGCCUUUGGCACUUGGCUCCUUGAGGGCCUGGAGCCCUUGUCUGUGAAGCCGGCUUAGAUUGGUGCCAUCCUGCCAUCGCAGCGCCUGCCCAUGACUGGGCCAGACUGGGCUCGUGCCCCUCUGCGGCAUCGCAGGUCUGCCCCAGCCCCUCCAGAAGCACAUCCCACAGCCCUUCUACCUCUCCUCUCAGUGAGAACUGUGUUCCCCCUCGUCUGCCCUUAGGGGCUGUGUGGACUUGGAGAAGAUCAUCAACUUCCCUUUUCAUUGUCUAAGAUGAGAUAAUGGACUUCGGUCCUCAGGAGCUGUGGGAGGACGCAAGAUCGCAGACAUGGGCACCUGGUGCGGGGCCAGGACACAGAGCUGGGGAUGUGACGCGUCUUCUCCCCACACCCACUCUGGAACCCGGAUUUAGUUACUCCGAUGGAAUGCUGCUGCCUGCCCAACCUCUUGCCUCCCCUGUUUCUGUCUGAGAACUUUUUUGCUUUUGAUACUCUGCUUAGCGCAGUUGGCACCAAAUACAUGUUUGACUCCGUGGAAGCAUCUGCAUUGCCAGUCAUGUUUUGUUCACAAGGCUGAUGCACUGCUGGGUAGGGCUCAACGCAGCACAGAAAGGGACCUGCAGCCAUGCUUGA